Molecule: messenger RNA, 1374 nt
Organism: Orbilia oligospora ATCC 24927
Lineage: Eukaryota; Fungi; Ascomycota; Orbiliomycetes; Orbiliales; Orbiliaceae
Exons: 2
Coding region: 1-1374 (457 amino acids)
Source: RefSeq, a predicted model, not a curated record
AUGGCCUCUAUGGAUAACACUCGUCCUUUCAUUGGUUACAACUUCGGUGUUUAUUCUAUGCGGUUUAGAGGGAUUGAUUCUGUCAUCUCGAGGCGGAAGAAGGGCAGCAAUGCGGGAGAUUUUAAAUCUACGGACUCGCAAGCAGACUACGCAACCUCAAGAGGCGCAAUGGAUGCUGUCGCGAUGUUCGUUUGCACAUUCCUUCUUUUUUUGCAGACACCGACAUGGGUCCAAUUGAUCUCCUAUGGUAGUAUCGCUAUUGCGAGUACACUCGCCGUAUUCAAACUUUGCAGUACUAUCAAUAUCAAAGCCGAUCUACCACAAGUGGAGAUUACGGAGGACGACAAUCACGAACUCGAAGAUUAUAGUGCGACGAGGAAGCUACUGGAUAAUGAGGAAAUCAGCAUUAGGAGGAAGAAAUCGCGCCUGCAAGGGAGCUACUACAGCUUUACAUUGAAGCUGUGGAUUCUAUUUGCCAGCCUACUCGGGACAAAGUUACUGUUGGAACGGCCUUCGCAUAAUACACAGAUCGACCAAAUAACCGCCAACAUCCAUUCCGAUACGGCCCUUCCUAAAAACGCGAGUAUGGACAUUGUUGUCAGUUACUUUAAGGAAAAUGUCAACGGUGUCGAAAAGUUACUUCAGGAACUUAGAGAAAUCGAACAGCUUCGAGUCCUGGAACCUAAUGUCAUCAUCUACACCAAGAACAAUGAAAGCGAUGUACAAGAAUUACAAAGACGCUUUGCAGCUCACGAGGUCAGAAUACUACCAAACGAAGGUAGAGAAGGAGGAACCUAUCUGCGCCACAUCAUAGAUCGAUACGACACUCUCGCAACUCACACACUUUUCAUCCAAGCCGAACCACAUUCUAAGUCCCGGCUAAUUAGUCGUAUCAAGCUUUAUUUCGACCCAUCCCGGACUGGCAUGCUAGACCUCGGUUAUCGGGAGCUCAGGGGGUGUAAGUGUCUAGAUUGUCGAGACGAAUACAGUUGGAGGGAUGUUACGGGGCUCGUUCCGGACCUUAUGGCGCAAGCACAUCAUAUCAAGUGUGAUGAGAACACGCAAGUGGCCACAUCAUACAAAGGGCAAUUCAUAGUUUCUUCUAAGAGGAUUCGGGCAGCCAAGAAAGCGCUCUAUGAGAAUCUCAACGAAAAGCUUGUUGGGGAGAAUAGAGUGGUAAUCGGUAACCCACUGGAAGAUAGGAUAGACGCACCCUUUUUUGGGUAUAGUCUUGAGAGGAGUUGGGCCGUUCUUUUCCAAUGCGCUGAUUUAACAGCAAUGAGGGAUAUGUGUCCCGGUCUCACCCUACUACCGAAGGGAUUUGGAGAUUUUCAGAAGGCACAGCCAGAAGAUUGUGGAUGUUUAGAUAUCUGA